Molecule: messenger RNA, 1107 nt
Organism: Clarias gariepinus (North African catfish)
Lineage: Eukaryota; Metazoa; Chordata; Actinopteri; Siluriformes; Clariidae
Product: proteasome subunit alpha type-7-A
Exons: 7
Coding region: 100-846 (248 amino acids)
Biological process (GO): ubiquitin-dependent protein catabolic process
Cellular component (GO): proteasome core complex, alpha-subunit complex; nucleus; proteasome core complex
Source: RefSeq, a predicted model, not a curated record
GAUUACUUUCACUUUUACUUUGAAGAGGAGAAGCACAAAGCAGCGACAAACAGGUGGAAAUAAAUCAGGAAUAGAUUUAGAGCUGUGUAUAGAUCAAGAAUGAGCUACGACAGAGCCAUCACUGUGUUCUCUCCAGACGGACACCUGUUCCAGGUGGAAUAUGCCCAGGAGGCGGUGAAGAAGGGUUCAACUGCAGUGGGGGUGAGAGGCAAAAACAUCGUUGUGCUCGGGGUUGAGAAGAAAUCAGCAGCCAUGCUUCAGGAUGACAGAACAGUGCGAAAAAUCUGUGCUCUGGAUGAAAACGUCUUCAUGGCAUUUGCUGGCCUGACUGCAGAUGCGAGAAUUGUGAUCAACAGAGCCAGGGUAGAGUGUCAAAGCCACAGACUGACUGUAGAGGAUCCAGUCACUGUAGAGUACAUCACACGGUACAUCUCCAGCAUGAAACAGCGUUACACGCAGAGUAAUGGAAGGCGGCCUUUUGGGAUCUCCUCCCUCAUCAUGGGGUUUGAUUUUGAUGGAACACCCAAUCUGUAUCAGACCGACCCUUCUGGAACAUACCACGCCUGGAAGGCAAACACCAUUGGGAGAUCAGCAAAAACUGUUCGAGAAUUCCUGGAGAAGAACUACAAAGAGGAAGACAUGGAGUCGGAUGACAUGGUCUUAAAACUGGCAGUCAGAGCCCUGCUAGAGGUGGUGCAAAGUGGUGGAAAAAAUAUUGAACUGGCUACAAUGAAGCGUGGUGAAACCAUGAAGAUUUUAGAGCCUGAAGAAGUGGAGAAGAUAGUGUCUGCUCUGGAGAAAGAAAAGGAGGAAGCAGAUAAGAAAAAGAAAGCUGCAACAUCCUGAACAAGAUGAUCGCCAUCAGAAAGCCAGUUGUUGGCAAUUAAUGCACUAAAGGUUGAGGUUUAUCAGCCAUUUUUAUUAAUAAUGGUUCUUUUUUUUGUACAAAGUCCCCAGUUAAUUCAUGUGCAAAAACAAAAGAAACAAAAAAGGCUCUUAAAUCAACAGUUGGGGACAAAUGCCAAAGGCUGACAUGAAUCAAAUUUACAUUAUGCAAUUACUGUAUUAUUUACAUCAUAAAGCAUAAAUAAAAGUGCUUUACUUGGA